Molecule: messenger RNA, 3444 nt
Organism: Melozone crissalis (California towhee)
Lineage: Eukaryota; Metazoa; Chordata; Aves; Passeriformes; Passerellidae
Gene: SLC22A23
Product: solute carrier family 22 member 23
Exons: 11
Coding region: 790-2811 (673 amino acids)
Biological process (GO): transmembrane transport
Cellular component (GO): membrane
Molecular function (GO): transmembrane transporter activity
Source: RefSeq, a predicted model, not a curated record
GACCGCGUCCGCAGCCCGGGCCGCGGAGGGGCCGGCGGGGCCCCUUGCUGCAGAGCCAGAUGUACGGGACGCGGGGCUGCCAAGGCUCGGCGGGGAGGUGCUGGGGGCUGCCGCCGCCGCUGCUGCCGCGGCCGAGGGGGAGCCCUUAGCUGUGCGGGAAGCGGGGAAGCCGCGUCGGGAGCUGUUAUUUUCCCCUCCUUCCUUUGCCUUCCCUCUUGUCCCUCCUCCCCCUCCUCACCAAAACCGGGAGAGGAGGCGUGUUCGGUGCCUUGCUGCACCGGUUUUGCUUGGUUUGUUGUUGCAGGGCUUGGUUCUCAGGGCGGCUGGGUUUUUUCUUUUUUUCUCUUUUCUCUUCCAACCUCCCCGCCUUCUCCCUUCCUCUCCUUUGGCCCAUCGCAUGCUCGGAUCCGGCUGGAUCCUUCCUUCGCUUUUCGGCGGUGCCUCUCGGAAGGGGGAAGGGAGAGCUGGGAUGAGUGCAGCUUGACGCACAGGCGAGGAGCGGGGGGGCACCGCCGGCAGCUGCAGCGGUUCGUGGCCGCAGGCUGCGGGUGAGGAACGGAGAGAGCGAGGGGCUCCCUCGGUGCCUCCCCUUUCUUCGCCCCUGUCCUUCCUCCCCUCCUCCCUCUCUCCCUCCCCCAUCCGUCUCCUGCCGGUCCGGCUGGGAGCGUGUGUGCAAUACUUUACGCUGCAAGGUGCGCGAGUGUGUGCGCGGAGCGGAGGGAGGGAAGGACUCGCGAGGGAGCCGGGGCUGCCCCGGCCCCCCCUAUGUGAGCCUCCCCGGGCGGCUGCAUGGCGAUAGAGCGGCGCCGUGAGGCGGGCGGCGGGGGCCGGCCGCUGCCCGAGGAGAACGGCUCCGUGCCGGGGGCCGUGGGGGGGGGCGCCGCCGCCCCCCCGGGGCCUCCCCCCGCCAACGCCGCCGGGGCCGAGAUCCAGGCGCUGCCGGUGCCGCCGCCCGCCGCCGCCUGCAGCCCGCUGCUCCUCGACUACGACGGCUCGGUGCUACCCUUCCUCGGGGGGCUGGGCGGCCGCUACCAGCGGACCCUGGUGCUGCUCACCUGGGUCCCGGCGCUCGUCAUCGGCUUCAGCAAGUUCUCGGACUCCUUCCUCCUGGACCAGCCCGACUUCUGGUGCCGGGAGGCGGACGGGCAAGGCAACUGGAGCGGGACCCUGGCGCCCAUCCACGCCAACCACAGCGGCAACGGGAGCAUCUUCCCCCCGCCCGGGCUGCCCACCCCCGCGGGGGGCAACGCCAGCGAGUGCGGCUGCCGCGAGUGGCACUACCGCAUCCGAGCCGGCCUCGUCCAAAACGUCGUGAGCAAGUGGGAUCUUGUUUGUGAUUCUGCCUGGAAAGUCCACAUUGCUAAGUUCUCCCUGCUUGUAGGAUUAAUCUUUGGCCACUUGAUAACAGGAUGUAUAGCCGACUGGGUUGGUCGACGGCCUGUACUGCUCUUCUCUGUCAUAUUCAUUUUGAUAUUUGGACUGACUGUGGCACUCUCAGUGAAUGUGACCAUGUUCAGCACACUCAGGUUUUUUGAGGGAUUUUGCCUGGCUGGAAUUGUCCUCUCCCUGUACGCGCUGCGGAUAGAGCUCUGUCCUCCCGGGCACCGGUUCAUGAUCACCAUGGUGGCGAGCUUCAUCGAGAUGGCAGGGCAGUUCCUCAUGCCAGGGCUGGCUGCCCUCUGCAGGGACUGGCAGGUCCUCCAGGCAGUCAUCAUCUGUCCCUUCCUGCUGAUGCUGUUUUACUGGGUUAUUUUCCCAGAGUCUCUUCGGUGGUUGAUGGCUACACAACAGUUUGAGGCAUCCAAGGAGCUGAUCCUUCAGCUCACGCACAAGAACAGGAUGAGCACAGAAAGCGACAUCAAAGGAGUGGUGCCUGGGCAUAGGAUGGACGAAUCAGUGCAUAGGAUGGACGAUGAUGUGGGAAUGAAGCUGUUGUCUGUUCCUCAUUUGUUGCAGAAUUUGGAAGAGCUGGAAAAGGAAAUCACCAGGAGACCAAAGAAAGUCUGCAUUGUUAAAGUGGUGGGAACAAGGAACCUGUGGAAAAACAUCGUAGUGUUGUGUGUGAACUCGCUGACUGGUUAUGGCAUACACCACUGUUUUGCAAAGAGUAUGAUGGGGCAUGAGGCGAAGAUGGCGAUUACCCACAACUUCUACGCGGACUACUACACCAUGGCCGGGAUCGCGCUGGCAUCCUGCCUGGCCAUGUGCCCUGUGGUCGGCUUUCUGGGCAGGAGAGGAGGACUCCUGCUCUUCAUGAUACUCACAGCUCUGGCAUCGCUCCUGCAGCUGGGCCUUCUCAACUUGAUUGGAAAAUACAGUCAACUUCCAGACUCAGGUAUGAGUGACAGUGUCAAAGACAAAUUCUCUGUUGCGUUUUCCAUCGUGGGUAUGUUCUCUUCGCAUGCUGUUGGAAGCCUCAGCGUGUUCUUCUGUGCUGAAAUCACACCCACAGUAAUCAGGGGCGGCGGGCUGGGGCUGGUGCUGGCCAGCGCGGGCUUUGGCCGCCUGACCGCCCCCAUCAUGGAGCUGCACAACCAGAAAGGUUACUUCCUCCACCACGUCAUCUUCGCCUGCUGCACACUCAUCUGCAUCAUCUGCAUCCUGCUGCUGCCCGAGAGCAAGAACCAGCACCUGCCUGAGAACAUCCCAGACGGGGAACACUACACGCGGCAGCCGCUGCUGCCGCACAAGAAGGGCGAGCAGCCCCUGCUCCUGACAAACUCUGAACUCAAGGAUUACUCUGGCCUCCACGACUCAGCAGCUGUGAGCGACGGCAUCUCCGAGAACACCACUGCCAACGGCAUGAAGUAGAUGUAACUGGGUGGAUUUUUUCCCUUCUCCUUUUUAUUUUAAUUAUUUUAUUUCCCCGUCUUAUAUUUCUUCUCUUCCUUUUGUAUUUUAUUUGAUGCUGUUGUGCGGGAGGAGUUGCACUUUGGGCAAAGGUGUUUUGCAGAGAUUUUACAAACCAGUGAUGGAGCAGACACAAACUUAGAGGAAUUCAACUCUGCUACUAAAGCAAAUUUUGGCAUCUUCAACAGUCAUGCAGAUUACUUUUGAAAAGUUUUGGGGGAAAAGACUCAUUUGAGAAAAGACCUGGCUGGCAGUAGCCCUUCAGAACUCUUUUUUUCCUGCCAUUAAAUAUGUAUAUUUAUUUUGAUUUAUUCUCAAGAAGCACUUUAUUUCCUUUUCCCUUCAUAGAUCACAAAAAUGAAGCCAUCUUUUAAGAGGUGCAGCCAUUCCAAGAAAGAAACCAUGGGGGGAGGGGGAGUGUUGUUUUCUGUUUUGUUUUUGUGUUUCUUUAAAGGAAAGAGGGAUUCACUGCAAAGUUGAAUUGACUUAGACUUGUGCAACAUUCUUCUGCCUGUCUAGAAAGUCCAAGUGCCCAGAUUGCCUGCUGUGUUUGUAUACAGUAAAAAAAAGAAAAAAAAAAGAAGAAAAAGCAAA